ACGUCUCCGUCACGUGACCUUUGGCGCGUAUUCGGCGCCUUCGUCAAAUGGUGGUCAUGCGGGGAUUGGCUGGAGCCGUACGCUACUACACUGCUCUAUUUAGUAGUUGUUUACGCUGACUAGCUUUAGGAUUUUUCUUUGGGGCAGGAUUUUAUUCAGUCUUCCCUUUCGGCUGCGAACCUGUUACAUACUUUCUGGUCUCUGUAAGAGUGCCUAGAUGACAUCGGCAACCAGCACCUCCCACCAAUGCACGCCCAGUCCUUCUCAGUGGCUGCUGCUCUCUGGAAAAAAAAAAGUGAAAAAAAGAGAUGGCCGACGGCUGCCCUAGCUUGCUGUAGCUGUAACAGGACAGGAAAUCAGGAGAAAGGGAGGAGCUUGAUAAGAAAUGCUAAGAUAACAAAUAAAGUGGACCCAAAAGGAGACUGGAGGCUAAGCCGAGCAGAGGAGACUCACGUUCCUUGUUAAAGGGGAAGGAAAGUCUUUUUAACUUGUGGGUGCCACAAUUUAGGCAUCCCAAGUGAUUUUAUUUACUUAACUGAUAACCCAGGCUGCUGCCAUAGAAGCAUGGGCAACCUCGCUCAUACUGGGCACACCCCAGGUAGAACUCAUUCACACUGCUCGUUACAUAGCAGAAACCAAUGCAUUCUUAUGCAAAGCAGUUCGGGACACGGCACAGCUCAUAGAACGUACCUCGGAGCAGCACCGCGGACCUUAUGGCUAAAGAACUGGUCAUCCGACAUCAGUUCCAAGAAAUUCUUUACAAUUUCGACUAUUUGGGGAAAAAAUUAUCAGACGACAGGGGGUAAGAGCACUUUUCUACCACAGUCCAAAUAAUGUUCCGCCUCAGCCCCCUGUAGGGGGUGAUUUUUUUCGUGGCCAAAGCAGCAGGUCAACAAAAAAAUCAAACUCUCCAUUCAGGUCAUCCUUUAGCUCCAAACCAUCAGACAAACCUCGUUCAGAAUGGAAACCGAACAAGCCCCAAGGCAAGGUCACCCAUGACAAGCCCUCAUCGGUAUGACUGGGCACUCCCUCCGAGGUCACAAAGCACAUAGGGGGACAGCUUCUCCAUUUCUAGGAGGCGUGGCUAUGCCACUCUUCAGAUUCCUGGGUGAAGGAAAUAGUCACAGACGGCUAUCACCUGGACUUCACUUCUCUUCCCCACAGGAGAUUCUUCAUGUCAAAAGUCCCGUCCACUCCAAGCAGAGCUCAGGCCUUCCAGGAAUGUGUCAGAUGUCUUUGGGACCUAGGGGUUAUCGAACCAGUCCCAUCACAAACGAGAUUUUACGACUACAACUCCAAUCUCUUUAUAGUUCCAAAGAAGGACAACACAUUCAGACCGGUGCUGGACCUCAAAGAAUUGAACCUCUUGAUCAGAUUUGUGCAGUUGAAGAUGGAAACCUUGUGCUCCAUAAUCUGGGGAAUGGAACCAGGACAACUGCUGGUGUCCUUGGGCAUCAAAGACACUUUUCUCUGUCGUCUCUGGGGGACACAGGGACACUAGGGGUUAAGCUCCAUCCUCCAGGAGGCAGGACACUUAUGAAAAAUUUAAGGGGCGUGACUGGAGAGCCAGCUUGACCCCACACACUUACUGUACUAAUCAGUUUUUUAAGUAUCCUGCUAUCAGGAGGAUGGAUUUUAUCUGAUGGGGAAUAAUUUGCUUUCUUCAUCAAGAACACUACAUCUGACCAAGUCAAUCCCAGAAGCAGGCAUAACCCUGGCAUUCUAGAGGGUGAUUUCUAUGUGGGAAUCCACCGUGGGCUAGGUUUCCCAGCCCAAAAAAGGCUGGAUGCAACCCCCCCAGACGUUCCCGUUCCUACUUGGUGCACACGGUGGAAGAGGCUGAGGUACAGAGGGGACUCUCAGGUAAGAGUUCACCCUUCCUGCCUAUCCAGCACGUUACAGGCUUAGGUCCCAUUCAGGGAACCACGCCUGACAUUAAGGCAAAACAAAACCCCCACUUCUCCUCUCUCUACAACGGGGUGCUACUGACAGCCGUAUCCCACCCCCCUCUAAAAGUAAGGUGACUAUCGCGCUUGGAAGGGACUUGCGCAUUUGAUCACAGCCUUGCGGUCCGCGCAGCUUUCCUCUACUCUUCGCAUUCAAAGAGGAAAGGGCGCGCGGCAGGGAGGCGGUCGGCACGGGCAACAGCGCCUCGAGGUGCACGCAAUUGCGUGGGCGCCAUUUUGGUUGAGGGAAGGUGAAUCGAAGCACGCCAAUUACACGGGCGCCAUUUUAAACUGCCUUAACGCCACUAUACACUGUAGCAACAGCCGCCCCACGCUCCAGUGCACCUCUACAAUCAGCGCAGUGACAAGCAACGGUGCUCACAUUUCUACAAUGUUGAAAGCCCAAAAAGCAACAUCGUCCAAAUCUUAUCAUAGGAUUUGGCACUCCUACCAUACCUGGUGCUGUGAAGGGGGUCUACCUUUUCGAGAACUUGACAUUCCCAGGAUAUUAUCUUUUCUUCAGAGAGGAAUCCUACUAAAUCUCAAGCUAAGUUCGAUUAAGGUCCAGAUCUCAGCCUUAUCGGUUCUUUUUCAGACAAGACUAGCACUCCACAAAUCAAUAAAGACCUUCGUACAGGGAGUACAACACAUAAGACCCCCGUUCCGUUCCCCAGUACCAGGGUGGGACCUAAACCUAGUACUUGAGGCACUGCUUGAUCCGCCCUUUGAACCCAUGGGAUCCAUUUCAGAAUCACAACUGACCAAGAAGGUACUAUUCCUAGUGGCAAUAUCAUCAGCAAGACGAGUGUCCGAACUGAGCGCACUUUCAUGUGAUGAACCGUUCCUGAUUUUCCACAAAGACAAAGCUGUUCUAUGGACAUUACCUUCCUUCCUACCAAAGGUAGUAUCCAAUUUUCACGUUCAUCAGGAAAUUGUAGUACCGACGCUGUGUCCGGAUCCCAAGAACGAAAAGGAACGUCGACUACACAAGCUGGACGUAGUCAGAGCACUCCGUUGGUAUGUUGAACGUUCAAAGCACUUUAGACGUUCUAGAUCAUUGUUCCUACUACCAGUGGGACCUAAAAGAGGCCAAGCAGCUUCUAAGGCAACCUUAGCACGAUGGAUUAAAGAAACAAUUCGGCAGGCCUAUCUCUCAAAAGGGAAGGCCCCGCCACUGUCUGUUCGAGCCCACUCAACGAGGGCAGUCGGAGCAUCAUGUGCAUUGCGCAAUUCUGCCUCAGUGGAGCAGAUCUGCAGAGCGGCCACCUGGUCCUCAGUUCACACAUUUUCGAAAUUCUACAACAUUGACACCUACUCCUCAGCUGAGGCGGCGUUUGGCCGUAAAGUACUGCACUCAGUGGUACAGUAAUAGGGUCAAUUCAUCCAUUACAAAUUCAAUUCCCACCCGUUGUUUUGGGGCUGCUUUAAGUCCCCUAGUGUCCCUGUGUCCCCCAGAGACGACAGAGAAAACAGGAUUUUUAAUACUCACCGUUAAAUCUGUUUCUCUGUAGUCGAUAGGGGGACACAGGGCUUCCCGCCCUCUUGUGAAGUUGUUGACCACGUUGGUCUAAUGGGAAUAUUCUUCUGUUUUACCUUUAUGCUAUUGUUCUUAGUUUUAUGGAGUUAAAUAUAGCAGUAUCUUUGGUACAAACUGAUUAGUACAGUAAGAGUGU
Messenger RNA from Xenopus laevis (African clawed frog), 3619 nucleotides. RefSeq lists its product as uncharacterized. NCBI's taxonomy places the organism in Eukaryota, Metazoa, Chordata, Amphibia, Anura, Pipidae. The record is from RefSeq and is a predicted model, not a curated record. The transcript has 3 exons. Bases 2338 to 3315 code for a protein of 325 amino acids.